Messenger RNA from Penicillium arizonense, 711 nucleotides. Its product is annotated as GPI anchored serine-threonine rich family protein. NCBI's taxonomy places the organism in Eukaryota, Fungi, Ascomycota, Eurotiomycetes, Eurotiales, Aspergillaceae. The record is from RefSeq and is a predicted model, not a curated record. The transcript is spliced from 4 exons. The coding region runs from base 1 to 711 and encodes 236 amino acids.
AUGCGUCUGUCACUCGCUCUGUCUGUCCUGCCUCUGGCUCUCUCCGUCUCGGCUCUCAAGGUCAUUGAGCCCGAGCAGGGUGCUGUGAUUGACACCUCCGACUCUCUGGUUGUGAAGUGGACUUCCGUCGACACCGACGAGACGAGCUUCAAUGUCUUCCUCGUCAACAACAACGUCUACCCUCCCGUUCACAAGAAGGUUGCCUCGGACAUCAAGACCUCUGAGCACUCCUACACCAUCGACAGCCUGUCCGGUGUGACUGAUGCCAAGGGCUACCAGAUCAACCUGGAAUCCACCUCCGAGCACAACACCGGCAUUCUCGCCCAGUCCAACCAGUUCAACGUGACUGAGUCUGCCUCAAGCUCUACUUCUACUGGUGCAUCCUCCUCCACCUCCAGUGCUGCCACCUCUGGUUCUUCCACUGCCAGCAGCACUGAAUCCUCUUCCUCUUCCGCUGUGUCCACAACUCACACUUCCGCAGGAACCUCCACCUCCACCAAGUCCGGUUCCAGCACCACCGCUACCGGUGCUACCACCACUGCCUCCGGCACCUCCACCGCCUCCGGCUUGACCACCACUACUUCCGCCUCGGGCUCUGCUAGCGGCACCGCUUCUGCCUCCGCUACUCCAUCCACCGGUGCUGGUGUUGCUCUCGGCGCUGCUCCCGUUGCUGUCGGUCUUUUGGCUGGUGUGCUUGCUCUUGGUCUGUAA